Molecule: messenger RNA, 504 nt
Organism: Miscanthus lutarioriparius
Lineage: Eukaryota; Viridiplantae; Streptophyta; Magnoliopsida; Poales; Poaceae
Source: the annotation of a GenBank genome assembly
AUGGCCGCCAAGAUAUUUGCCCUCCUUGCACUCCUUGCUCUUUCGGUGAGCGCUGCAACUGCGUUCAUCAUUCCGCAGUGCUCACCGGUUACUGCUGUGGGGUAUGAGCACCCAAUUGUGCGGGCCUAUAGGUUACAACAGCGCCUUGCAACUGCGACAGCAACAGUUCCUGCCAGCGCCAGUCAACUAUCUGUGGCGAAACCCUGCCGCCUACUGCCGCCAACAGCAACAGCUACUUCCAUUCAACCAACUGGCUGGGGCGAACGCGCUGCAUACCUGCAACAGCAGCAGCCGCUUCCGUUUACCCAGUCGGCUGUUGCAACCGCUGCUGCCUACCAUCAGCAACAGCAGCUGCUACCAGUUCACCCAUCGGCACUGGCUAACCCAUUGGCUGCCGCUUUCCUGCAGCAGCAGCAGCAGCAAUUGCAGCCAUUCGACCUGAUGUCUUUGAGGAACCCUGCCUUGUCGUGGCAGCAACCCAUCGUUGGAGGUGCCAUCUUCUAG